AUGGAUCCAAAGAAGUCAAACAAAAUCAGAGACAUUGUAAGGCUCCAACAAAUCCUCAAGAAGUGGAAAAGGCUAGCAAAUGCAAAUGCUCCAAAGAGCAGCAGAGCCACUAACAGCAACAAAGGCAUCAUCAAGUUCUUAAAGACUAAUUCUAGUGAUGGUGUUCCAAAAGGGUAUUUGGCAGUGUGUGUGGGAAAAGAGCUGAAGAGAUUUGUAAUCCCCACCCAUUUCCUCACCCACCCAGCAUUUCGAACAUUGCUUAGGGAAGCAGAAGAAGAAUUUGGUUUUCACCAACAGGGUGUGCUUCAGAUUCCAUGUGAGCUCCCUGUGUUUGAGAAUAUCUUGGAUGGCCUACAAUGUGACCACCAAGAUUUCUUUUUUCAUAAUCAUGCUGAUUGCGACCUCACUCCUCAAAUGUGUACAUGA
This is a messenger RNA of Momordica charantia (bitter melon), 426 nucleotides long. Its product is annotated as auxin-induced protein 15A-like. The record is from RefSeq and is a predicted model, not a curated record. Lineage: Eukaryota; Viridiplantae; Streptophyta; Magnoliopsida; Cucurbitales; Cucurbitaceae. Gene Ontology annotation, biological process: response to auxin.